AUGCCGGCGACGAUGCCGGCGCUGCAGGAAGAGCUCAAGGCGGCCAGGCAGGCUGUCACGCUGGCCUCACGGCUGUGCCGGAGCGUCCAGAUGACCCUGGGCUCCGCAGAGCACCAGGACAAGCCUGACGACAGCCCCGUGACUGUGGCAGACUAUGGCGCGCAGGCCGUGGUGGCAUGGACCCUGAAGGAGGCCUUCCCUGGCACCCCGCUGUCGCUCAUCGCCGAGGAGGAUGCCGAUGACCUCAGAUUGCCCAGCGGUGCCGCCAUGCUGGACCGCAUCACCGCGCUGGUGAACGAAACGCUGGGCCUGGCGCGCCAGCUGGCGCCCGCCCAGGUGGCCGACCUGAUCGACGCCGGCGGCUCGCCCGGCGGUCGCACGGGGCGGCACUGGGUGCUGGACCCGAUUGACGGCACGCGCGGCUUCGUGGGCCGGCGCCAGUACGCGGUGUGCCUGGGCCUGAUCGAGGGCGAGGAGGUCACGCUGGGCGUGCUGGGCUGCCCCAACCUGCCGCAGGCCGCGCCCGUGGGCCAAGCGAGCCUGGACGCGGAGGCGGCGGGGCGAGACGCGCGCCUCGCCCCGCGCGACUCCGGCUGCCUCUUCCACGCAGUGAAGGGCCAGGGCGCAUGGGUGUGUGGGCUGGCCGGCGGGGAGGUCCCUGCCCGCAUCUCCGCGCAGACCGACCCAGAGGGCUCGGCGGCGGUGUACAUGACGUCCUGGGAGUCGCGCCACAGCAACCACGACCUCACAGACCGGCUGGCCGCCGCCGUGGGGGUUUCGCGCCCCGCCCUGAAGCUGGACAGCCAGGCCAAGUACGGCUUGCUGGCGCGGGGGGACGCCUCCAUCUUCCUGCGUAUGCCCGCGCCGGGGUACAAAGAGAAGGUGUGGGACCACGCUGCGGGUGCGGUGCUGGUCACCGAGGCGGGUGGCUGCAUCUCCGACUGCCACGGGCGGCCGCUGGACUUUGGGGCGGGGCGGUUCCUGGAGGGCCUGCAGGGCGGCAUCAUCGCCGCGGCGCCCCCGACCCUGCACGCCGCACUGGUCCGCGCGUACACAGAGGCUGCCGCUGUCGACGCGUGA
Molecule: messenger RNA, 1080 nt
Organism: Auxenochlorella protothecoides
Lineage: Eukaryota; Viridiplantae; Chlorophyta; Trebouxiophyceae; Chlorellales; Chlorellaceae
Product: SAL1 phosphatase
Exons: 4
Coding region: 1-1080 (359 amino acids)
Biological process (GO): sulfate assimilation; phosphatidylinositol phosphate biosynthetic process
Molecular function (GO): 3'(2'),5'-bisphosphate nucleotidase activity
Source: RefSeq, a predicted model, not a curated record